Geodia barretti is the source of this 769-nucleotide messenger RNA. The record is from the annotation of a GenBank genome assembly. Lineage: Eukaryota; Metazoa; Porifera; Demospongiae; Tetractinellida; Geodiidae.
CAACGCUUGCGGGAAGCUCAUCCGUUGCGCGUUUAUCAGGCAGGCUGUCGUCAAAGUUGGAUCCAGUGAGCUAUGUCGAACAAGGCGGCGGUACAGGCGCUCCAAGCGAAGGAGAAGGUGAUGCAAGACGAGAUUGAACGGUUCAAGAAACUACAGAAAGAACUGCAGAAGUUCACGGCCAGUCGAAUGCAACUGGACACACAGGUCAACGAGAACAAGACAGUCAAAGAGGAGUUGGAUAGGUUGGAAGAAGGUGCAGUGUUGUACAAACUGGUGGGACCUGUGCUGGUGAAACAGGAGCUCUCAGAGGCAAAAUUGACUGUUGAAAAGAGACUGACGUAUAUCACCAAAGAAUCUGAGAGGUAUGCAGAUAUGAUAAAGGAGACACAGAGAACGAUAGAACAGGGUACAGAGAAGCUCGGCCGGCUGCAGCAGGACUACCAGCAGGCCUUGAUGAAGGUUUCCUCUGCUGGCAGAUAGGACUGACCGAAUAUAUCGAUUUUGCUCUCUUUCUCCUUUCAAUGGACUAGUCUAUAUACCUGCGAAAAACUGACUAUUGUACCAAUACAAACUUGUUUCCCAGGUACAAUAGUCGACUGUACCAGUUUGUAUUAGUACAAUAGUCCAAUGUUCCUGUUUUUCAAUAUAGACCAGUUCACUUCUAUCGUUACUGUAGACAAUGCUAUAUGUACACUGCAAUAAUGAAUGAAUGAUGUUCAAGUGCGAAAUGUUAGUAUUUUUACAUGUUCGUGUGUGACAGCAUUUAUUA